AUGCCUCCUAAACUAGAUCCAUCACAGGUCGUUGAAGUCUAUGUCCGAGUAACCGGAGGCGAAGUCGGCGCCGCCAGUUCUCUGGCCCCAAAGAUCGGUCCUCUCGGUCUCUCCCCAAAGAAGAUCGGUGAAGACAUCGCCAAGGAAACCGCGAAGGACUGGAAGGGACUCCGCGUGACAGUGAAACUGACUGUCCAGAAUCGGCAAGCAAAGGUGGCGGUUGUUCCGUCUGCGGCGGCGUUGGUUAUCAAGGCGUUGAAGGAGCCGGAGAGAGACAGGAAGAAAACUAAGAAUAUCAAACAUAAUGGAAAUAUUUCGCUUGAUGAUGUUAUUGAGAUUGCCAAGGUGAUGAAACCGAGAUCCAUGGCGAAGGAACUAGGUGGUACUGUGAAGGAGAUUCUGGGAACUUGUGUUUCUGUUGGGUGCACUGUUGAUGGGAAAGAUCCGAAGGAUUUGCAACAAGAGAUUAACGAUGGUGAUGUUGAGAUUCCUCUGGAAUGA
Molecule: messenger RNA, 501 nt
Organism: Lathyrus sativus (Indian pea)
Lineage: Eukaryota; Viridiplantae; Streptophyta; Magnoliopsida; Fabales; Fabaceae
Source: the annotation of a GenBank genome assembly